Messenger RNA from Clupea harengus (Atlantic herring), 8493 nucleotides. It is a transcript of the gene sorcs3a, whose product is annotated as sortilin related VPS10 domain containing receptor 3. Gene Ontology annotation, cellular component: membrane. Bases 468 to 4223 code for a protein of 1251 amino acids. Lineage: Eukaryota; Metazoa; Chordata; Actinopteri; Clupeiformes; Clupeidae. Gene Ontology annotation, molecular function: protein binding. The transcript is spliced from 27 exons. The record is from RefSeq and is a predicted model, not a curated record.
UUUUUGUUUGAUCUGCAAAUAUUUUAUUGUUAAAAAAUAAAGUAUCACAAUAUAUCACUUGAAAUAUAUUCUUUUUUACUCAGUUUCUUACUCUUUACUAACGGCAACUGCAAUUAGUUAUUUUAGCCAUUGCAUUAACACAAUAUACUGAAAUGAGACAUGAGGUUUAAUAAAAAAAACAGAACGAAAUCAACGCUCCCACGCGGGUCCUCCCAUAUCUCUCCCUCUCCAUCUCUCCUUUUCUCUCCCUCUCUCACUCUCCGGACGCAGCUUGGCUUGGAUACAGCUCCUCCCCUACGUGGUGGCUUACUUGAACAGAUCCCUGAACGUGCACAGUUUAGCUGAAGAGCACUUUUGUAAAAACCCAGACGAGCGGGCUGCAGUGACAAUUUCACCACUUCGCGUGAGGGACUUGCCUGGUCCUUGAAGGGGUUUGCAGGGGAAACAUUCCCUUUUCUCUUUCAGCAAUGGAGACGGGUUGUGGUUUGUUUCACGGCUCCAAUUUAAUUCUAUCUUUAUGGUUAAUCAUAUCCGCUAAUAUUGUAAUAACUACGCGGGCAGAUAUCACUUGCGCGCCUUGCCCAUCGCCUGUGCAAGUUACCCGUAAGGAUGUACAUCUGGAUGAGCGCGCCGUUCCGGCAGGGACUGGGAAUCCUCCGAAACAAGCUGAACCGGAGUCAAGAGUUUUUGACAGAAAUAGUGGAGUAUUCGCCGAACAAGCUGGUAGUGGUCCUGUGGAUGUAGCUAAAUUUGCGAAUGGCCUUGGACGAAAUGGGGUUAACACGAAAGUCUUCUCUGAAGCUUCAAUUAUAAAAAGUGAAUACGAAGAAUUUGACAUGGGUAAAUCGACAAACUACGAUGGAGGAUCCGAUUUUGACAAAGUGGAGAAAGGGGAUGCGACAUUUUUUAGAGCCAAACGAAGCGGACCAGAACCCUUCGAAUUUUCUGAAAGCUCGUGGAGCACCGAAGGCGACCGAAUGUACAGUGACUCAUCGACCGAAAGGAAGAUUCCCGGCCCGCUUUUGGACGAGCAAAAACUGAGGUCCGAGCCCCGGUCGAACAGGGAUGAUGCGAAAGUAACCAGCUCCAAGCAAGACGAGCCGAAACUAACAAGCAGCACUUUUGCUUUGACGGGAGACUCUGCCCACAACCACGCUGUCGUGUAUUGGUCUGGGCAAAAUAGCAGCGUGAUUCUUAUUCUCACCAAGCUGUAUGAUUUCCAUCUGGGGAGUGUGACAGAGAGCACAUUAUGGAGAUCGACGGAUUAUGGGACAACUUAUGAGAAAUUGAACGACAAAGUCGGAGUGAAGACUGUCCUCAGCUACCUAUAUGUGUGCCCGACCAACAAGAGGAAGAUAAUGGUGUUGACUGACCCGGAGUUUGAAAGCAGCGUGCUCAUCAGCUCGGACGAAGGCGCCAGCUACCAGAAGUACCGGCUGAGCUUCUACGUCCUCAGCCUGCUCUUCCACCCGGCCCAGGAGGACUGGGCCCUGGCCUACAGCCACGACCAGAAGUUGUACAGCUCUCUUGAUUUUGGGAGGAAGUGGCAACUUGUCCACGAAGCGGUAACUCCAAACAGAUUCUACUGGUCUGUAAUCGGCCUGGAUAAGGAGACUGACCUCGUUCACCUGGAGGCCAACACGCCGGAUGGACGUGCGCAGUAUGUGACCUGUCGGGUGCAGAGCUGCUCAGAGGCCAACCGGAACUACCCCUUGGCGGGCUACAUCGACACCAACUCAUUGGUGGUCCAGGACGACUACAUGUUCAUUCAGGUCACCUCCGCUGGACGGGCGUGGUACCUCGUGUCCUACCAGAGGGAGCCCUUCAUGCGAAUUAAACUGCCCAAAUACUCCCUACCCAAGGACAUGCACAUCAUCAGCACGGACGAGGGCCAGGUGUUUGCUGCCGUGCAGGAGUGGAACCAGAACGACACCUACAACAUCUAUAUCUCCGACCCGCAGGGCAUCCACUUCACCCUGGCCCUGGAGAAUGUCAAAGCUACCCGUGGCCUCGGGGGCAACAGUAUGAUCGACCUGUACGAGGUAGCGGGAAUAAAGGGGAUGCUGAUCGCCAACCGUAAGCUGGACAACCAGGUGAAGACUUACAUCACCUACAACAAGGGCCGUGACUGGAGACUGCUACAGGCCCCUACCAGUGACCUCGAAGGAAACGACAUCCACUGUGUCCUGCCAUUCUGCUCCCUGCAUCUCCAACUGCAAAUGUCAGAAAACCCGUACCUCUCAGGGAACAUAAUCAGCAAGAGCUCCGCACCGGGAGUCAUCGUGGCCACAGGAAACAUCGGCUCAGAGCUCUCCUACAACAAUGUCGGCAUGUUUAUAUCCUCCGACGCCGGGAACAACUGGAGACAGAUUUUUGAAGAAGAGCACAAUGUCUGGUUGUUAGAUAAAGGAGGUGCCUUGCUUGCUGUCAAACAGCCCACUGUGCCCACCAGACAUCUAUGGGUGAGCUUUGAUGAGGGUCGGCAGUGGGACCAGCACAGCUUCUCCAUGGUGCCUCUGUUCGUGGACGGCGUGCUGGUGGAGCCUGGCAUAGACAGCCAGAUCAUGACGUUCUUCGGACAUUUCAGCCAUCGCUCAGAAUGGCAGCUCAUUAAGAUCGACUACAAGUCGCUCUUCUCCCGGAGGUGCACGGAGGGGGACUACCAGACCUGGCAUCUCCACAACCAGGGUGAACCGUGUGUGAUGGGCCAGAAACAGAUCUACAUGAAGCGCCGUCCGGGCAACCACUGCAUGCUUGGCCGAGACUAUGCCAGGGUCCUGUCCGCCGAGCCCUGCAUCUGCAGAGCGCACGACUUUGAAUGUGAUUAUGGAUAUGAGCGUCGUGGAGACGGAAACUGCUCGCCGUCGUUCUGGUACAACCCCGCAACCGUGUCCAGGACCUGCAGCCACGGACAGAACUACCUCAACAGCACAGGAUACCGUAAGGUGGCGGCAAAUAACUGCACCAAGGGGGUGAAGGAGAUGUACACAGCGCGCCGGCAGCUGUGCCCCAACCGAGCGCCCCGCGGCCUGCAGCUCAGCACCGGGGAGGGCAAGCUCACCGCGCCGCUGGCCUCCAACGUCUCCUUCCUGGUUCAGCUUGAGGAGGGCGACUCCAUGCGGACACACAUCCAGCUGGACUUUGGCGAUGGCACGGCCGUGUCCUACUCCAACCUCACCUGGGCCGAGGAGGGCAUCAAGCAUGUGUACCGGACCGCCGGAAUCUUCCGGGUCACCGCGCUUGCGGAGAAUGAGAUGGGCGCCGACAGCACCUCCCUCUACCUGCACGUCACAUGUGUGGUUGAGCACGUCCAGCUCCUGGCUCCGUUCGUGGUCAUCAAGAACAAGGAGGUGAACCUGUCGGCCGUGGUCUGGCCCAGCCACUCCAGAACGCUCACCUUCUUCUGGUGGCUUGGCAACAGCUCCGAGCCUAUUAUAACUUUGGACGGCAGCAUCUCGCACACCUUCACCAGCGAAGGCAUGCACACGGUCACUGUCCAGGUGUCCUCCGCCAACUCCAUUCUGCAGGACACGAAGACCAUAGCCGCGCAAGAAUUCUUCAAAUCGUUGCUUUUAUCUUUCUCUCCUAAUCUGGACGAGGUCAACCCUGACAUCCCUGAGUGGAGACAGGAUGUUGGCAGGGUAAUUAAGAAGGCUCUGCUGCAAAUUGCUGAUAUUCCGGAAAAACAGCUCCUGGUCGCAGUGUUUCCCGGCGUCCCGACUGCCGCCGAGCUGUUCCUCCUCCCCAGCAAGAACCAAUCAGAAGGCCGGAAAAAGAAUGAGGAGGAGCUAGAGCAGAUUUCAGACAUCCUGGUCAGUGCCUUGAACCAGAACUUGGUGGAGUUUGAGCUGAGGCCUGGCUCUCGGGUCAUUGUCUACAUCACGCAGUUAACCUUGGCCCCGCUGGUAGACUCGAGCCCGAGACACAGUAGCUCUGCUAUGCUCAUGCUCCUCUCUGUGGUGUUCCUGGGUUUAGCCGUCUUUCUCAUCUAUAAAUUCAAAAGAAAAAUCCCAUGGAUCAACAUUUAUGCGGAGGUGAACCACGAGAAGGAGCAGGAAAUGAUCAACACGGUGGGGCAGAGCGAGGCGGCGCCCAAGAUCACCCUCAGCGAGUUCCCCACUCAGAAGGAGCUGAUGGAGAAGGAGCUGGAGUGCCGAGUCAAACGGGGCAUGGUGAACCCAUGUGAGAACACCAGGGAGAUUCCAAACUGUACGAGCGUGUAAAAACAUGGCGGCGACGCGGAGGUCUGCACGCAGGGAGGAGACGCCAUUCGUGAGGGUCCUCUUCGUUUCCUUUUUUUGUAAACCCCCCCAAAAACACCAUCAUUGUUAAUACUUUUCUAAGGAGCUCAUUUCUACUGAUCUGCAUGGAUGUCUGGUUUGUUAAGAUAUACGCAGCAGACUCGAAGAACUUAAUAAAAAAAAGAACAGGCAAAACAAGAGUCCACGUUAGAAGAGCUGAACCCAUUGUUAAGGCCUUAGGCUGACGUGAUGUGGAAUACAUGUAAUACAUGUGGCCAUGACCAAUGGUUCCAAGGGUGUAGAUCUCCAUACAGUAGUGCAUUCUUCUCAACAUGGAAAUGUCCCCUUAGUCCUUCAAAACACUGUGUUGUGUAACUCUAUUAGUAUGUCCGUGGGGUAAAAGAGAAAGGUCAAGAGAUUCCAUAGGCAAGCAGGUUCACGUACAUAAAAGGACAUCACUGUUUAUUUGUUUACUUCAUCGAGGUUUUUAUGAUUGUUUUGUUAGUGCGUUUGGGCCAUGACACCAUUGAUGCCCCCCACCCUGAACCAUCCUGCAUUAGUCACCGCCACCUUUAACGCCACGAUUUCAAAUGCCUCAUGUAAAUGUUUACUAUUUUUAAAACAUGACAGUGAUUUGUGUGUGUGUUUGUGUGUGUGUGUGGGAGGGGGGGGGUGGUGGUGUCUCAUUUCCAUAUUAAUUAUCAUUUGGGCCACGGAAAGAGGGUUAAAGCCAAAUGAGUUAUGCAAAUGCUUGCAGAGAAACAAAGACUUGCUGAACCUGUGGCGAGGAUGAGUGUCAUAUGUGAAAGACCAAGAGCUCUGGCAAUCAGUUCAAUUAUUAGUUGCGCUAAAUUCCUGAGUGCCGAUGGCCUUCAGUUAAAUAGAGCUUUUCCCCCUCUAGGUCCCUGUUGUUUGAGACCAGAGGGAGAGAGUAUUGUUUGAUGACAUUGUACUAAUCUUAGCGAUCAGAGCAAAGUCGAAACAAGUGACUCGGAUCCCUAAAAAAAAAAAAACAAUAAUGGCAGUGGUAAUCAUCUACCUGUCAUCACAAUGUCACAUUCAGGAUAGAACAUUGAGAGGGACUGUAUGACUCCUAGCAACGUUUGUUAUUGAACGUUCUACUCCAAAAAGUUUUUCUUUUUUUGGCUCGAUAAAUUCACUCCUCUCUUGACGUUGGCCUGCGGGUGAGUUUGACAGACGUUGAUUCAAGGUGUUAAAAUGGAUCAAAAGUCUUUUAAGUCAGAAAGAGAGAAUUUUAUUUUGGUGGUGUAUCUCAGAGUUGUCGACUCUGUUAUGUUCCCGUUUUAGAUUUACUUUUUAUUCAUUAUCCUGCAAUGAUUUCUCUUUCUCAGUGUGCUGUAUGUUCAUAACGAUAAUCACUUUCCAUAAAACAUUCAAAUUGAAACUAAUGUAAGCAUUGUAUAUUUGCUUGAUUUGCAAAGUGUUUAUAAUUUUUGGUUGAUCUAAUUUGUACUGCUUGUGUGGACAUAGUUUACAGCUAUGAACAGCUUAUGUCUAAAUAUUAAGUGGAAGCCUUAUAAAAAAAAUAAUGCCUUUUUCCACAUAACGCCACAUUUUGCCAUUACGAUACCAGUCUGAAUUCAGAGCUCAUAGAUAACUGUUAAGAAUUGAUCUUUUUUUCUAUCCCAUUCAAGUCUUCUUUGAUAUACAUUAAAUAUGAUAAAUAUUCUGAUUUUUAUUGGAAUAUUCCAUGCAUUAUGUUGUUUUGCAGCCAUUUUGUGUUCAGCCUAAUUGUAUCAGUCAUUGGUCUACUGGUAAACAACACUGAACUGUAUUAUAGAUCAUUCUAGAUCAUUCUAUUUCUCUGUAUAUACUGCAAAUACUAUAUGACUUCAUCUUUACUUGGCUGUAAUGUAAAUAUGAUCAGGAAGACAGUAGACCUGCCCAUAGUCACUUUUACAUUUAAAAAGUGUGUUGAGAACUUAAGCAUUGCUUACAAAUUCUGAAUAAUUUUAGUGGUUUUUAAAAGAGGUCCUUGACUUGUGCAUGUUAUUUCAGAGGACUUUAUUUCUGUGUUGUAGAUAAGUGCUGUAAAUAGUUAUUUUCUAUCAUUCAUAUUUCUUUUUCUUGUUUAAAAAAAAAAAAAUCUAGCUUUUAGGUUUUGAAAUCAUUCAUAGUGUAAUGUCUAUUGCAAAGCGUUUAACUAUUAGAUUUUUAACAUUUAAAACUGUCCAGUGACACACAGGCCCUAUUUAUAAAUAUUUAUUUUGAAAAGAAAAAAGAAAAAAACACACCCAUAGUUAAACGCUUUGCGACAAGGAAUAUUUCUUCAACUCCACCUGCUAUUAACUCAGUUGUUUGCCCUUUGAAGUCAGUAUCUCAGCCCAGAAACAUAUUUCUCACAGUCAGCUGAGCGCCUUCGUUUUUUUUUACUGAUUGGGCCAGGGCCUCUAAGACUUUGUGCUGUGUGCUUGACUGCCCGGUCCAGCUGCACCUCAAGCUGGACCGGAGUGAUAGAGGCAGGGUUGGGGGUGGGGUAGUUGGGGUGGGGGGUGCUUAUCUCUGCCCUGCUAUUAGGAACUGGCUCAAGUUCCCGGCUGGCGCUCUUAGUUUGGGGAAAAGGUGAGUGCAUCUCUCUUACUGAAAAAAAACCCCAGAGUGCAUCUGCUGAUGGUACAUAGAGACAAGCACCUGGGCGAUGGCAUCAGCAGAAACUGGCUGGCGCAGUGACUGUGGAUUCUAAUAUAUAUAUAUAUAUAUAUAUAUAUAUAUAUAUAUUGUGAGAUGUAAUUCAUCUGCCCGGUUGAAUUGGAAAGGGUCCCAACAGGGCCAUAACUGUUACUUUGCGGAGCCUCUUAGAAUUGGAGUCUGUGCUAACAGAGCCAAUCCCAACCCCCAGCGGACACACAAACACAAUGUUCCUUUUAACGCAGAGCAGUGUGCUCUCGCUUCCUCCAUUUCGACUUUUCUUUUGGUUUAUUUGGAUUUAUAUUUUUUAUGUUUUUUUUUCUUCAAAAGUGCUGAUAUCCAGCUGUUGCAGGCUCCCUCAGGUGUUGCCAUGCAUUUUGAAACUCUGCGUGACGGCGAGUCCGGUGAAAAGGCUCAUUAACAGAGCCCCCCCGUGGUCGAACCUGUGGAAAACCCGCUGAGGUCGGCGCAAAGUUACAGAGACCGAGGGUCCACCCCCUCACCAUUUGACCACCUCAGUGAUCCUGCACUCUCUCGCCCUUGUUAAAAUGCCACCUUCAAAUGGCCGCCGCCCUAGUGCCACUGGCUGUCAUUCUGUCAAACGCAAUUUUGUUUUUUGUUUUUUUUCAGUCUAAUGGCCUCUCCUCCUCUGAGUCACUCGGGAGGGCUUUUUUUUCCUGACAAUUAUUGUACUUAGCCCAGAAGAAAAGAGACCCUCAGUGUUAUUUUUUGACAUGGGUCGCCGGGAUGAGCUGAGUUGUUAGCUUUAUGUCACGCUAACUUUAUCAUGUAAAGAUUGCUGGCAUUCAGGACUACGCUAUCAUUUCUUUACGACCCUUUCCUUGCUAAAUACAGUAAGCCACAGUGUGGCCAACACAGGCGAAGCUCUGCCGCUGAAAGAUGAAUGUUCAGUGUCUCUUACAUAUGCUGGCCUAGUCAAACCACCGUGUUUUGCCAGGGUUGUGUCAGUUAAUUGGUGGCGACGAGACGUGACUGACACUUUCCUUUGUUUUAGCCAAAGCUAAUGGGCUAACGUAUAAUUGCUACCAUGUCAAAUCUCUCUCUCUCUCUCUCUCUUCUCUGUCCUUUUUUUUCCCUCUUGGCUGAAUUGCCAUUGGUUCCAAGAUAGAACUAUUUUCUGGAGGGAGCCCUCCCUUGUUGUGACUUAUUUUUUCCCCACAUUCUUUCUUUUUUUUUUCUCGACAGUUGAGUGUGGUUAUCUCGCAUGUUCAUCCCGCCCCUAUCUGAUUUAAUUUGCUCCGGCUCAGUAGACUCUCAUUGCGUCGCUCAGAGCAUAUGUUGUACCAAUCUGACUAUAACUUGAAAAUGUUUCACGAAAUUAAGAUGGUGGAGCUUGAUAUGAAGAUUAAUUUGCGACUAAGGGAUAGACUUUCUUUUGACAAUGUGUUCCAAGGGCAAACCAUUGUACUGUCUUUUUUUUUUUUUUUUACUUUCUCUUCCCAUCAGGCACCAGUUUACCAAUGCAUGUGUCAUGAUUGCUCUUUCUGUUUUAAAUCUUGAUUUCCAUAUUUCUACAGUUACAAAACAACAAAACAAAUGUCAUUUUGAACUUGUUUCAAAUAAAUGUAUUUUUGUACAUCAA